GUGCGCUGCCACGUGGGGCCGAAAGGCUCCGAGGGGCCUGGAGGGGCCGAGGGGUUCCUCACAACCCACGCCGCAGCCGUGUGAUGCGAAUAUAGGCACGGAUGACGUGUGACGGAGGGGGAAACACCGCUCCCCGCUGCCGGGCACCACUACCUCCGAACACUCUCAAAGCCCAGAAUUUCAGCUUCAGCCUUUCCAGCGGUUGUGGCGUGCUGCAAACCACUGGGGCGGGCAUCCGCCGGGCCGUGUCGCUCCUCAACGCCGUGGACUCGGGCCGGUUCCCGCGGCUCCUCUCCCGCCUUCUUCAAAAGCUGCACCUGAAGGUUGAAAGUAGCUUCAGUGAAGAGGAGGAAGAAAAGCUACAAAUAGCUUUUUCGUUGGAAAAGCAGGAUCUUCAUCUAGUUCUUGAAACUAUAUCAUUCAUUUUGGAACAGGCAGUCUAUCAUAAUUUGAAGCCCGCUUCAUUGCAACAACAGCUGCAAAACAUUCACCUGGAUCAAGACAAAGCUGAAGCAUUUGCUAGUGCAUGGGCAGCUGCUGGUCAAGAUACGAUUGAAAAGUUCAGGCAGAGGGUUUUGACUCCUCAGAAGCUUGAAACAAUAGGAUGGCAGCUUAAUCUUCAAAUGGCAGAGUCUGUGCAAGCGAAGCUGAAGUCUCCCCAAGCUGUGUUAGAGCUGGGAGUGAGCAAUGAAGAUUCAAAGAACCUGAAGAAAGUGUUUGUAGAAUUUAGUCAUCAGGAGCUGUUUGAGUUCUAUAACAAGCUGGAAACUAUACAAGCACAGCUGGAUUCCCUUACGUGAUGUUUUUGAAGACUGAUUUCUCCAUCACACUCCUGCCACCUCAUUAUUUUGAAUUGAAGAUAGAUUGCCAAGCUGUGUUUGCUGAAGGAUUCAGUGGGUUGCUUCCUGUAAAAUUAUAUGGCUUAUCUCCUUUUUAGACCAGUAACGUUAGCCAAGAGUCUUUGUUAAGAGCCUGAAGAUUCUAAUGGACUUUCUCUUGUUUUCUGAGCAAUUGUAAUUAAUGGCUUUACUUGCACAACAACAACAAAGAAGAAUGCUACCCUGAAGUUUUUUCAGUUUUGGUUGGGUUUCUUCCACUGUUAUGUGUGUAACUUGAUUCUGGUAGAAAUUUGCAUACACUGAGGGACCAGGAAUAAAAUCGGUUUUUUAGACAUAAAAUGAAUAUAAAUGUAGUAAGAAAAUACACAGCUAAUAAAACCUCUGUCCUUUCGAAUUGUGUUUCACAUGAUUGAUAAUACUUACUGCAAAUUUGUCAAAAUAAAUUCAGAAUUUAAAAAUGGUUUGGUUUAGUUUAGUUUGGGCUAUUUUAACUUUGUUUCAUUAUCUUUGGAUUUUGGUUUUUGGUUUUUUUUUUUCUUCUAAAUAAUCAACAGUGUCACUGAUUUCAGUGUUUACUUUCAGCACUGAGAAUAAAUACAGCUUAUUAGUACUGUAUGCAUACCAAUGAAGCUAAGUAGUAUGGUGUAUACUGGGGGGAGAAAUCUCAGAGUGUGUAACAAAGAACACUGAAACAGUCUGACAACCAGAUUUCUGAAAGCUAUUUGUUGAUUGUUUGUAACGUUGUCCACCACCAUUUUUACAUUGAACAGGAAAAAGUAAAGUUCAGUGACUUAAAGGCCAAGUUAGUCAUAUCUUCACACAUUAGUUCCAGAUGGAUGGAGGGUUAUGAGCAGCAUGAGAAGGUAGUAGUCAUCUUAGUUUUUGUUUGUUGCCAUUCACUGACAGGCAGCUUCAUUGCUGCACCUUGAUAAUGGGCACGGUAUACAACUCUACUCCUAGCUAAUGGAAGGUGAGAGGGAAUAAAUAUCUUUGUCAUUAGCUUGUCUUUCUUCCUCAUUAAGGGGUUCCCUGAACAAGGUUUUUUUAUUCCAGAGGCCUAAAACAGGGAUGGUUAAAUACCAACCAGCCCAUUUUCUUUUCAGAUUUGUUUGCCUGGAACACAAGUAUAGCCAAAAGGUAUGUUUUGAAUAGCUGGUGUUUAGGUCCUCUUCUGCCAGAUAUCUUGCUUUGUUGCUUUUGGAGGGUUGUUUUGGACUUUUUCUUUUGCUUUAUUAGGACUUAUGCUGUCACUUCCAGAAUCCUGAAGGGGUUUGCACCAGUUAUCUAAGCUGUGAGGUAACAGAUGUAGAAGAUAAAGUCAUUAACUACCUACAUGUGAGUAAAGGGCACUGAAGAGAAAAAACACAUUUAUCAUAGUUCUUAACUGAAAUGCCAGACAAUACUGUACCACUCUGGUAAGGUAACACUGUUACCCUGUUGAAAAGGAGAAAUGAGUCACUGUUGCGUGGCAGUGUCCUACCCUGUAUACCUUGUGAGGCUGGCUGCCAAAAUCAAGUCUUGUUUCAAGCCACUGGCAAAUGUGCAUUAUUGUCUGCGGAUAUAACACUUGCACCCACAGACAUCACGUCCUCAGCCAGGCUAUUCAGCAGCAGCUUGCUGGCUCACUCAUUUCAGGCUGUAUAGGUUGGUGUGUGUCUGCAGGUGAGCACGUACCCACCAUUCCCUCUGCCUGCUGGCAUUAGCAGUGCUUUGUAGUUAGCACAGCUAGGAAAAUCCCCUUCUUCACACUGAAGUCCUGGCUUCUGUGCUGGUCCUGUGGGACAAUAUAUCUUGUGCUAGGACACUGCUUUCCCCAAGUUUCCAGGUCGUAAGUUCUGGAACUCAGGUGUGAAGUGAGUUGAAAACUCUCCUGUGUGGAUGCAGGACAUACUAAGGCAGUUGUCCGAGUCUGAGAGAGGGGGUUACGUUAUCUUUGUGAAUAUAGGCAGUGAUUGAUGAAUCCUGGAGGAGGAGCUGAAGGAGGAGUGCAAGAAGCAUUGGACAAAUUAGCAGGUACAUCUGAACAAAAAGGAGAAAACAAAGUCAGAGCAGGAAGAAAUUGGGUAUGGGAAAAAGGAAGGAGAGGACAGAGUAAUGGAUAUUCCCAAGGGUGGAGUUUUGGAGUUGGAAAACUAUAAGGAAGAGGGGAGGAACCCUGGAAAAGACAGCAAAAAUAUAUAUGCAAAGAAAAUAUUAGGCAAAGGGGUAGAAAAACCUUAUAUAGUACAGGAAUGGGAAGAAAAUUGGGGAAACAAAGUAAACCAGAGUUAACUCUGAAAACUGUGGCCAGUUGUGUAACUGUAUCUAGUAUUUUGAAUUAAUCCAUAAGUGUCAGCCUUGGUGCAAAAUUGGCCAAAAUCAAAUAGAAGUGUGGGUUACAAAAAAAAAGAGGAUUUUAAAUCUAGCUUUAGUAGGAAAUAUUUUAAAAGUGAUAAAAUAUAUGUUAAAGGGAAAAAAUAGAAAAAAACCAAAGCCUAAGACUGUAAAGAUUAUGUAAAAUUUAUCAAGUGUUCAUCCUUGUUUGCAGAUGAAUGGAGAGAUUUAUGAUUUCUUUAGCAGUGGUUGCCUUUUACUUUUUGCUAAAUGUACUGAAUUUCUUACUGUCAGAAGCCAUAAUAAAAGCCGUAAUAUACCUCA
Phalacrocorax carbo (great cormorant) is the source of this 3476-nucleotide messenger RNA. NCBI's taxonomy places the organism in Eukaryota, Metazoa, Chordata, Aves, Suliformes, Phalacrocoracidae. The record is from RefSeq and is a predicted model, not a curated record.